Cuscuta campestris is the source of this 991-nucleotide messenger RNA. NCBI's taxonomy places the organism in Eukaryota, Viridiplantae, Streptophyta, Magnoliopsida, Solanales, Convolvulaceae. The record is from the annotation of a GenBank genome assembly.
CCCUAGGCUGGUGUGGGGUUAUUCCCCAUCAGAAGCCACCCACUCUCCGGGUUCCAUGGCAUCUAGUAGUGGAGCGCGUGAGAGUAGAAAACACUGUGGACGGUCAGCUCGUGGUCCGCGAUGGAAGGGGCUUCGUUGAGCGGGGUGAGGUCCCCACCUUAGCGCUCGAUGGAUUGCGGGAACCUAGCCUUUGUGAAGGUGGCGUUCCCCCUCAAGCCUUCGUUCUUGUGGGAGCCGCGCCGUUUCCUGCAGAGCUUCAUCCCUCCACCAGACCGAAUGGAGAUUUGUUCGUCCGCCACAGAGGACCUUGCGCAUCCCGGAACUGGUGCUUUUCCUGCCCGAUACUUAAACAAAUUUGCCGUUGUUGAAGGUGGCCAUGCGCAUCCCGGAACUGGUGGAGUGCAUGGAGUGGUAUGUGGCAGAGAAGGCCAAGGGCGAAGAGGAGCUUCGGAGGCUGCAGGACAGGCUCGCAUCGCCGCUGAGGAGAAGGCGCGCCGCCUUGAUGAGGAGGCCGAGCACGUGAUCAAGGCCUUUCAGACUUCCCUUGCGUUCGAGGAGGCGGCUCUCUCCCGCAUGAACAAUCUCUUGAAGGUCUGGGCUCAAACCCCCAACGGCCAACGUCUCCUUCUCAAAGAGGGGCAAGCCAAUUACUCCAUGGGUUUGCACAGGGCUCAAGAAGUCUUACUAGAGUGGAUCAGAGAUGGGAAGGAACUCCCGAAGCCGUGCGAGAACCCUGAGGAGUUUGAUUCCUCCAUCUACUACUCCGAUGAUGAGGACACUGCUGGAGGGGGUGAGGACACAGCCGGAAAUUGAGCGUGGUUGGGCCCAACGCUGAACUCCACCCUUUUCUUUUCAAUGUAAUGUUUUUGUGCUCGAACAAUAUGUUUCGUAUCGCGCGACUAUUAUCUUUGACUCUUCAUGGUUUGUGAUGCCUUUAUCGUCUUGCUUUGAUUCUUAAUCGCAUUUCCUUGAAUAACUUUUGAAGUCGGAA